Amphibalanus amphitrite is the source of this 776-nucleotide messenger RNA. RefSeq lists its product as uncharacterized. The record is from RefSeq and is a predicted model, not a curated record. Bases 118 to 513 code for a protein of 131 amino acids. The transcript has 3 exons. NCBI's taxonomy places the organism in Eukaryota, Metazoa, Arthropoda, Thecostraca, Balanomorpha, Balanidae.
UUCAUUAGCGGAUGCAACUCAACUCAGUUAUGAGUUUCUCAGUUUUUAGACAUAUAUUUCAGUGUAUAAUCAUGCCUUCAACAACCUCUAUGUUUUGUUUUAGAGUUAUCUGGGAAGAUGAACCUCGAUGUUGAUUCCGAUUUGAAGAAACACACCGACUUGAAGGCGAAGACUCUGCAGAACAUAUCGGAGGCCAAAAAAGAGAUAAGACUCUUGACUUCAGAGCUACAGAAUGAGCAGAGGUCAGAGGAAGCUAAACUGACUACAAAAUACAGGCAACUGGAACGGGAAAAGGCCACGUUCUCCGUCUACCACCGUGUGUCAGGGAACAUGCGGCUCGACUCGCAGCACACCGGACCCGAGGUGCGCGGCGUCGUCUCGAGCGCGCCUACCACGGCCAUCACCUUCAGCAUGCGGCCCGACGAGCUCUCGACCGCCAAGCUGACCGACCGGCUAUGGCAGACCGCUGCACGGGACCAGGGCGUCUCCAAGGCCGUGGUGGAUGUUAAAUAGAUUCACACGUGUUUUUACAAAGACUUUUCUCUUCUUUUCUGUCGUGUAUGUUGUGUAUCGCUAUAACUUGCGCUAUAAGAGGACUGAAGAUGGUGGUAGUGAGACGUCGUGUUCUAUACUGGGUGUUGCGUGCUAACGUCUCGAUCGUCAUUGGUAUCAUCUUCAUCACGCUUCUGGGCACCGGCCCUCUCGUCUCGCAUGGCUCAUAAUCUUGUUGGCAUCUGCUUGUUGUGAGUGUUCAAUAAAGAUGCGACGAUUCCCUU